Messenger RNA from Cryptotermes secundus, 3520 nucleotides. Its product is annotated as facilitated trehalose transporter Tret1-2 homolog. The transcript is spliced from 4 exons. The record is from RefSeq and is a predicted model, not a curated record. Gene Ontology annotation, molecular function: sugar transmembrane transporter activity. Gene Ontology annotation, cellular component: membrane. Gene Ontology annotation, biological process: transmembrane transport; carbohydrate transport. Lineage: Eukaryota; Metazoa; Arthropoda; Insecta; Blattodea; Kalotermitidae. The coding region runs from base 152 to 1813 and encodes 553 amino acids.
UACGCACGCGGAACACCUGUUAUAACAGGAUCCCAUUUGCCAGUAUGUGACAGUUUAGCUCAGCCCAGUCAUAGAUAACCAAAGCAUUUACAGUUCCGAAUUUGUUGUACGUAAUGUGGAACAGUUGUCGUGUGGUUCAGUGCGAGAUACAAUGUUCUGCAGAAGUCGUGCGGCAGCAGAACCAACUGAGAAAGAUGCAAUUCUUCGUGAUCUUCAAACUGCAGCAGUCUCGGAGGAGGAAGAAGUUCUUGUGACACAUAAUAUCCAGAACCAGCUGCUACUAGCAAUGGCGGCCUCACUGGGCUACAUGACCACAGGACUUGUGCGUGGGUUCUCUUCGCCCGGAAUUCCCUCCAUGCAGCAGAAAGCACCCCACCUCGUGCCCAAUGAGAGUGCCGUUUCAUGGCUCAGCUCUGUUCCUCCAUCUGGAGCUUUCGUGGGGAGUCUCUGUGCAGGCCCACUAAUGCAGUGGGUGGGCCGUAGACGGACGCUGAUGCUCAGUUCACCUCUGUGGGUCUUGGGCUGGUGCCUCAUUGCUCUUGCACAGACUUAUGAGAUGAUACUCUUGGCAAGAAUCCUUACAGGAUUCUGCGUCGGUCUUGUCACACCGUCAGUCGCUGUAUAUGUCAGUGAAUGUUCAUAUGCUGGGAUCCGUGGAGUCCUCGGUUCAUUACCAGCGCUCUUCAUGGCAGGUGGUAUCCUGAUCUCUUACCUGAUGGGAGCUUGGUUACCAUGGGACCAGUUGGCAUGGGCAUCAGCAGGUUUCCCGGCCCUGCUGCUUGUUGUUAUGAUACCUCUACCGGAGUCACCUGCCUGGCUGCUCUCAAGAGGUCACACUGCUGAUGCAGAUAAGUCUCUCAAGUGGCUACAUCACCAACCACACACACCAAAGGAAAACAUACCUGUUGAAUUGAAAGAGAUGCCAGUUUUUACAUCAGAGUCUACACAACAUCAAGUUUCUUCAAAUGAAAACUCAAGGAGUGGGUUCAGCAUCAAAGAACUUUUCCAUCUUCCCAUUCUUAUACCCUUUUCACUCACAUUUACAUUACUAAUCUUCCAGCAGAUUAGUGGGAUUGAUGCUAUUAUUUUCUACACAGUCUCUAUCUUCCACUCAGCUGGCAGUCAAAUAAAUGACCACUUGGCUACUGUACUUGUUGGGUUGGUUCAGUUACUUGCUAACAUUUUGUCACUCUUCCUCAUAGACAGAGCUGGAAGGAGGCCACUGUUAAUUGCCUCAGGAGCAAUAAUGUGUGUGGCUCUUGCAGCGUUGGGCACACACUUCCAUCUCCAGAAACAUGGCAUGGCUGAAGGUCUGGGAUUGUUGCCCCUCAUCAGCCUUAUGAUAUUCAUGAUCGGCUUCUCCAUUGGCUACUGCAGCAUUCCUUUCCUUCUCAUGGGAGAACUUAUUCCAGAGAAACAAAGGAGCUUCCUCAGUUCUGUUGCUGGUUCCCUGAAUCUUGGAAUAAUGUUUAUUGUUAUAAAGACAUACCAUGAUCUUAAGAACUCAGUAGGGGAGGCUGGAGCUUUCUGGUUGUAUUCUACACUGUGUCUCUGUAGUUGCUUCUUUGUAUACUUUCUUGUCCCAGAAACAAAAGGCAGAUCAUUAAAAGAAAUAGAGGAAUUUUUUGAGCUGUCACAAAUACCAAAAAAAUCUAAUGAUAGAAACAACAUGGAAGAGAAACAUGCUUCAGAACAAAACACAACAGACACAGCAAUAGAAGUCACAACCAAAACAACGUCAACACAUGGAAGAACAAAUGUAACAGCAACAACAAUUCAGCAGAAUAAAAGAACAACUGUGCAUGAGGACUGAAUCUGAGUAUGCUUUAGGUGUUUGUAUUAUAUAAAUAGAUACUUUUAAGUACCCAAAUUCCCUCUGCUAUUUGUCAUGAGUAAGAUAUUAUGUGAUGCACGAACUAAGCUGUGUAAAUUUGUGAGCACGCGAGUGUUUUGUGUGUGUGUGUGUGUGUGUGUGAAAGAGAGAGAGAGUAGUUUUAUAUGGCAUUGUAAAAUUUUCAACGAAAGCAAAAUCUUACCCAUGUGUCUUUAUUAAUAAGAAAUAAAAUAUAAUUUUCUCCAAAACUAAGCCAAUGGUUUGGUCACAUUCACAAUUACUCUGUGAAUAACUUCAGUGCAAGUAUGUUGUCACAUAUAGGGGGUUAGCGUGACAAAUGACUGUCAUGAAAAGCAUGACAGAUUGCUAUUCUCUAGGUACCUUGUGAUGGUGAAAAGUCUGCUGUUUCUUUCAUGACAGUUCUGGUCCCGAUCCUGGUGUUGUGGAACUCAACACUGCCUGUGACAAUGUCAUAGAUAUGCCUCUGCAACUGCAUCAGGUUAGUCAUAGAGGUUAGCACAUUGGGAACCUGGCUGGCUGGAUGAUGGCUGCUGCUGUUCUUUGUGUGACUUGUCAGUCAUCUUUUCCAUGACUUCCAUUCCUGAUGCCCUAAGGGGCGCAAAGAAGUUUCUUGUCGGUACCUCGCAGAUAGUGGUCAGUAUCACAAUCUGCUGCCCUGAACAGUUGGACAUCAAAUAUAUUUGAAUGCCAUUUACUGUCUAUCAAAAUAUUGUCAAUUUGAUUUUGAAGGAUUCAUAUCACGGUGAUCUAAUUCAUUCUUAUGGAUUGAGGAGUAUUAAAUGAUGAUUCUCAUGUAAUUGGUUGAAUGGCAAGUCUCGGCCUUUUUGCAUGACCUCCUAGUAAUGCCAUGCAGUCUGCUGUUUUCAUGUUAUGUCAGGUGGAGUUGUAUGGACAUGUCAAGUAACAACUUUGAGGAAAUCAUGGUGAAACACAACAUGCAUGAGAAGGAAGAAUUCAAGGCACUCAAAUCCCUCAAUAUUUUCUAUCAAGCUGGAACCAGCAAGCUUGGGUAUCCUGUCUUCUACAGUGUAGCUUGACAGUACAAGUGAGUUUCGUGAAUCAUAAACUAUCUUACAGUAACAGUAACUUAGUUAUUCCACUCUAUAUAAUAUUUCUUUUACAAAGUAAUAUUGUAGUCACACUCAGUAUUAACCGCUUGCAAUAUCUAAUGUAAUAGAAUGUGGCAGAAUUUAUGUCCCCUGCCCUACUCUAUGUACCCGAAAACCUCAGUCCCAUUGGGUUGAGAUUCAAGAUGGCAGACACAUGGGAACAGGAGGACUGUGCCUCUCAGCAUUAUCGUGCCAAAUAAAUGCUAAAAAUGCCAUUUAUUAUAGUCACUGUGUAUUCUUUGUUUCUCUUGGGACUGUACAUAUGUUUUGUAUUUAUAUGACAUAUUCCACAUCUUACAGUCAUUUUGACUAACUUUGGACCCAUGGAAUGCAAUGCAAUGUAAUGUAAUGAAAAAUGUGUUAUUUUGGAAAACCACUAUAUAGUGUACGAGAAGAGUUAAAUUCUGCUAAAUUAAUCAUGAAUCUUCUCCUAAAGGAUUUUGAACUGAAGGAAGUUAACUCAGAUAAGUGUGUCAGUGAAGCAACUAGUGAACUUACUUACUUACUCAUGGAGCUGAGCACUUCUGGAGGAGCUGCCAAUUCUAAAGCUACUCAA